This is a messenger RNA of Echinops telfairi (small Madagascar hedgehog), 2652 nucleotides long. It is a transcript of the gene AFAP1L1, whose product is annotated as actin filament associated protein 1 like 1. The transcript is spliced from 18 exons. Lineage: Eukaryota; Metazoa; Chordata; Mammalia; Afrosoricida; Tenrecidae. Bases 1 to 2364 code for a protein of 787 amino acids. Gene Ontology annotation, cellular component: cytosol. Gene Ontology annotation, molecular function: SH3 domain binding. The record is from RefSeq and is a predicted model, not a curated record.
AUGGCUGGGAUUCCCCAAGUGACAUUUCAGGUGGAGGACGACAAACCCUGCUGGGGCCCUUCGGGGCACUGCCAGAUCCAGGAGGACCAGAGCUUCCUGGGUCCUAAGCAGCCGAGCGGGGAGGGCUGCCAGGGAGAAGUGUGGCUCCCCCUCCCCCUCACAGCGGAGGGCCUCUCCUCCUCCCUCGCAGCAAAUGAAGUCUCCUACCUGUACGUCAACACAGCCCACCUGCACUCCGGGCCCAGCUUCGUGGAGUCUCUCUUUGAAGAGUUUGACUGCGACCUGCGUGACCUUCGGGACGAGCCGGAGGACUGCAGCGAGCCCAGCAAAGGAGCCAGCCCAGAGCCAGCCCAGAGCCCCACUCCCAGGAAGGAAGCCGACCUGCCUCCGCCACUCCCCAACAAGCCCCCACCAGAGGAGGGCUACUAUGAGGAGGCCCUUCCCUUGGGACCCGGCAAGUGCCCUGAAUACAUCAGUUCCCACAACAGCUGCAGCCCGCCACACUCGAUAGUGGACGGCUACUACGAAGAUGCAGAGAACAGCUACCCCUCCACCAGGAUGAACGGGGAGCCGAAGACCUCCUACAAUGAUUCUGACGCCAUGAGCAGCUCCUAUGAGUCCUACGACGACGAGGAGGAGGAGGCAGGGAAGGGGCAGCGGCCCCGGCACCAGUGGCCCUCGGAGGAGGCCUCCAUGCACCCAGUGAGGGACUGCAGGAUCUGCGCCUUCCUGCUGCGGAAGAAGCGCUUCGGGCAGUGGGCCAAGCAGCUGACUGUCAUCAGGGAGGACCAGCUGCUGUGCUAUAAAAGCUCCAAGGACACACAGCCACAUCUGAGACUGGCUCUGGACACCUGCAGCGUCUCCUACGUGCCCAAGGACAGCCGGCACAAGAGGCAUGAGCUGCGCUUCUCCCAGACGGGUGCUGAGAUCCUGGUGCUGGCCCUGCAGAGCCGGGAGCAGGCUGAGGAGUGGCUGAAGGUCAUCCGAGACGUCAGCAAGCCCGUGGGAGCAGCGGAGGGCGUGGAGGUCCCCCGGUCCCCAACCCUCCUGUGCAAGCUGGACACGGACAAGAGACUGGCCAAAGAGAAGCGGACCUCAGACUCCGACAGCCUGGGCCUGGGUGACAACAGCUCUACCCUCUGCCGCCGGGAAGCCUGUGAGCAUGGCAGAGGGAAGAAGAGCAGCCUUGCAGAGCUGAAGGGCUCCAUGGGCAGGGCCGCGGGCCGGAAGAUCACCCGCAUCAUCAGCUUCUCCAAGAAGAAGGCGCUGGCGGACGAGCUGCAGACGUCCUCGGCUGAGGAGGACGUCCCAUGCUGUGGCUAUCUGAACGUGCUGGUGAACCAGGGCUGGAAGGAACGCUGGUGCCGCCUGAAGUGCGGCACGCUGUACUUCCACAAGGACCGCACGGACCUGCGGACCCACGUGAACGCCAUCGCCCUCUGUGGCUGCGAGGUGGCCCCAGGCUUCGGGCCCAGACACCCGUUUGCCUUCAGGAUCCUGCGCAACCGCCAGGAGGUCACCGUCUUGGAGGCCAGCUGCUCCUCGGACAUGGGCCGCUGGCUGGGCCUGUUGCUGGUGGAGACGGGCUCCCGAGUCACCCCUGAGGCGCUGCACUACGACUACGUGGACGUGGAGACCCUAACCAGCAUCAUCAGUGCGGGACGCAACUCCUUCCUCUAUGCACGCUCCUGCCAGAAUGCAUGGCCCGAGCCCCACGUCUAUGAUGAUGUUCCAUACGAAAAGGUGCAGGACCAGGAGCCAGAGCGCCCCCCUGGGGCCCAGGUGAAGCGCCACGCCUCCUCCUGCAGCGAGAAGUCCCAUCUGGUGGACCCGCAGGUCAAAGUCAAGCGCCAUGCCUCCAGCGCCAAUCAGUACAAGUACGGCAAGAACCGCGCCCAGGAGGAUGCGCGGCGGUACCUGGUGGAGAAGGAGAAGCUGGAGAAGGAGAAGGAGACCAUCCGGACGGAGCUGGCGGCGCUGCGCCAGGAGAAGCGCGCGCUGAAGGAGGCCCUCCGGAGCGGCGACGCGGGCGCGAAGUUCAAGGACCUGGAGGACGCCGUGGCCACGCUGGAAGCUCAGUGUCGGGAGAGGGAGGAGCGCCGGAUCGACCUGGAGCUGCGGCUGGUGGCCGUGAAGGAGCGCUUACAGCAGUCCCUGGCUGGGGGCCCAGCCCUGGGGCUCUCCAUGACCAGCAGCAAGAGCAAGAGCGGGGAAGUAGCACAUCCACCGCAGAACACGGGCCCAGAGUCACCCCUCCCUGUCAACUGUGUUUCUGAGCUGAGGAAGAGGAGCCCCUCCAUCGGAACCGCCAACCAAGGACGGGUGCUGCAGAAAGCCAAGGAAUGGGAAAUGAAGAAGACCUAGGAAAAGGACGAGGAUUUUAUCCCAAAGGACCUAUCAACUUGCAAGGAUACACCAGAAGACUGGAAGUAGCCCUCGACACUCUUGGGCGAUCAAAAGACCAGGCUUUAUCGUCUGCAUGGUUUCAGGGGAUCCAGGGAGGGAGAAGAAGACGAGGGCACAGACAACAUCCUUAUACCCGCAGAGGGUGGAAAAUGGAGUUUGGGGAGAGAAAAUUCUUCACAUUUGGAAAGUUUUGUUAGCUGUCUUUGCUUUUCCUUCUGAAGGAGAAAUGAAGGCCUCUGUGACUUA